Messenger RNA from Panicum virgatum (switchgrass), 927 nucleotides. RefSeq lists its product as uncharacterized. The transcript is spliced from 4 exons. NCBI's taxonomy places the organism in Eukaryota, Viridiplantae, Streptophyta, Magnoliopsida, Poales, Poaceae. The record is from RefSeq and is a predicted model, not a curated record. Bases 1 to 927 code for a protein of 308 amino acids.
AUGGCCAUAACACAGAAGAGCCACGGCUCUCAAACACCUCCUUCCCUGCCGGAAGCACGGAUAGGAAAGAAAAAGUGCAGAGAGCUAGAAAUGGAUAAGACGUUGAUCAUCGUGUGCUCUGUGGUCGGGUCUCUAGGAGCGUUGAGUGCCAUCUUGGGGUUCUCGGCUGAGGGGGCCAAGCUGACUCCAGAUAAGAUACUGAUUUAUCGCGACGAGUGCAUCUACCCGCAGAACCCGGCGCUCGGGCUGGGGAUCUGCGCCGCCAUCUUCCUGCUGGCGGCUCAGGUCACGUCCGCGGCGGUCGGCGGCUGCUGCGGCUGCUGCAAGUCCCGCUCCAUCCCUUCGGAGACCAAGCGGGUCGCCGGCGUCGUCUGCGCCGUCGUCUCGUGGAUCGCGGCGGCGAUGGCGUGGGUGCUGCUCAUAGUAGCAGCGUCGUGGAACGCCAACGUGGUGCGGGAGGACGCGCCGUUCUGCCCCUACCUCAAGGACGGCAUCUUCGCCGGCGGCGGCGUGCUCUCCCUCGCCGCCACGGCGCUCGGCAUCGCCUCAUACGUCAUGAUGCGGACGCAGCGGGUGAAAGCGGCGGCGGCACCUGCCAAGGGAGAACCUCCUCGGCUCACUCCAGCUGCUGCCCAAGGCGGCAAUGGACCAGACGCACCGAACGUCCAGGAGUCGCCCACUACUCAGGAUCCCCCAGCUGACGCCCCACAGCAGCAGGCGGUGGCACCAUCCGCGCCGCCCCUGGAAUCAGCUGGCGAUCUGCCGCCGGCCGCGAUGGGCCAACAGCUGGUGCUGCAGCAGCAGCAGCAGCCUGCUGCUGCUACACCUUCGCAAGGGGAUGGGCUAUCAACAGUUGUUCGCAAUGAGGUAGCUAAGCAAGGAAUUAGAUUGGCUGCGAAGGUGGUGGAGCAUUCCCUUCUUUCCUGA